Engraulis encrasicolus (European anchovy) is the source of this 1765-nucleotide messenger RNA. RefSeq names its product tripartite motif-containing protein 16-like. The transcript is spliced from 6 exons. The coding region runs from base 16 to 1698 and encodes 560 amino acids. Gene Ontology annotation, molecular function: zinc ion binding; protein binding. The record is from RefSeq and is a predicted model, not a curated record. NCBI's taxonomy places the organism in Eukaryota, Metazoa, Chordata, Actinopteri, Clupeiformes, Engraulidae.
GAACAGUUGAGGAAAAUGACAGAAGACAUGUUAAGUAGCUCUACACACGAUAUUUUCACGUGUUCUAUUUGUUUGGAUCCACUGAAGGAUCCAGUGAGUCUUCACUGUGGGCACAACUACUGUUCGGGAUGCAUCAACGGCUGUUGGGAUCAUGAAGAUCAGAAGGGAGUCUACAGCUGUCCCCAGUGCAGACAGACUUUCACCACGAGACCAGUGCUGAACAAAAAUAAUGUUAUUGCCGAACUCGUUGAAGAAAUGAGGAGGACUAGACCUAUGACUCAGUGUGGGGAUCCUGCUAACCAUGGAGAUGUGCAGUGUGAUAUCUGCUCCGAGAGAAAAUUCAAGGCUGUGAAGUCCUGUCUGGAUUGUGUGCUGUCAUAUUGUGAAACUCACUUUAAUACGCACAACGAGCUUCACCCGCGCAGAAGCCACACAGUAAUCGACGCCACUGGUCAGCUACACGAGUUGAUUUGCCCUCGUCAUAACAGGGCUCUUGAAGUCUUUUGUUGUACUGAUCAGUCCUGCAUCUGUUAUCUGUGCACGAUGGACCAACACAAAGGCCAUGACACCAUCUCGGCUACAGCAGCGUGGAGUGAUAAAAAGGAAGGAUUGGGUGAGAUCCAGUCGAGAUGCCAGCAGAAAAUCCAGAAGAGAAAGAAUGAGGUUCAGGAGCUAAGGAGAGCAUUUGACACUCUGACGACUUCAGCACAGUCUGCAGUGGAACACAGUGACCAGAUGUUUGAUGACAUAAUUCGCUCGGUUGAGAGAAGGCGCUCUGUGGUGACAGAGCUGAUCAGAGCUCAGGAGAAGGCGGAGCUGAGUCGAGCUGAACGACUCCUGCAAAGAGUGGAGCGGGAGACCACUGAGCUGAAGACGAGAGUUGCUGAGAUGGAGCAGCUUUCACACACACAGGACCCCAUACAUUUCCUCAAGAAUGUAGGGUCCCUCUCUGCUAUUCCUGGCAUUAGAGUUCCAACCCUGACCGCCAACUCCAACCUCUCCUUGGAGCCGGUGAAAACAUCUGUCACUGCACUGAAGAGGCAGCUGGAGGAGAAAUUGGAGUCGAUCUUCAGGAAGGAAGUGGUCGCAGUAUCUGCAGCAGUGUCUGCAUUGUCGAUUGUUAGUACUCAACCAGUUACCAGAGAGGACUUCUUACUGUAUCACUUCAACUUCACACUGGACCCAAACACUGCAAACAAAUACCUCCACCUGUCUGAGGACAACAGGAGGGUGGAGAGGAGAGAUAAGGACCCCCAGGCCCAGACAUAUCCAGAUCAUCCAGAGAGAUUCGAGAAGGAACAGAUCCUGUGUGGAGAGGCUGUGUCUGGACGCUGCUACUGGGAAGUGGAGUGGAGUGGUGGGUCGCGCGGCAAUGUAGCCGUGGCAUACAAAACCAUCCGCAGGAAAGGACAGCUGAACGACUGCUGGUUUGGAUUCAAUACUCAGUCGUGGAGACUCACCGUCGGCCCCAGAGAGACGUAUUUCUACCACAAUGAGAAGUGCACCGACCUCCCUCCAGCGGCCAGCUCCAGAGUAGGAGUGUAUGUGGAUCACGGGGCAGGCACUCUGGCCUUCUACAGCAUCUCUGACACCGCGAUGACACUCUUGCACAAAGUCCAGACCACAUUCUCUAAAACACUCUACCCCGGGUUUACCUUGGGAGACGGGUCAUUUGUGAAGCUCUUGGAUCGUCAGUGAAGCACAUCAUGUGUGUUAAAGUGACACUGUGCCAUUUUAAGAAAUUAGCUCAUAUUAAACCUCUCCU